Molecule: messenger RNA, 6731 nt
Organism: Dinoponera quadriceps
Lineage: Eukaryota; Metazoa; Arthropoda; Insecta; Hymenoptera; Formicidae
Gene: Glyp
Product: glycogen phosphorylase
Exons: 18
Coding region: 589-4872 (1427 amino acids)
Biological process (GO): glycogen catabolic process
Cellular component (GO): cytoplasm
Molecular function (GO): pyridoxal phosphate binding; glycogen phosphorylase activity
Source: RefSeq, a predicted model, not a curated record
CGCGGUCGAACCCACCCGUCGAUCGCGCACCGAAUAUCACCGAAUACCGUGCGACUUCGCCCCGUAACCCGCGCGAGUGAGCCGAGCUUUCACCCGUUAGCCAGUCUCGUUCUUCUCCGAGUCCUUGAGCCCGAGUUUUGUUCCUCGCGUCGAUCGGCCGACGGUGACGUUGACGACGACUUAGCACGUGAGAGGCGAUUUCGCGCCGACCCCGGCGCGCAUCCCCGGAGGCAACCGACGGGAGAGAGAGAGGAGGCCAUAGCUCGCGAAAGACGCGACGGUGGUAACGAGCAGCAGCAGUAGCGGAAGUCGCCGCCAGUGAGUUAGGAUAACAAGGACGUCGGAUGUGCCUCACUGAAGAGCCGCCGGUAGCAACGACAACAACGGCAGCAGGUGGGAGUAGCGCUCUUCGUAAUACCCGGCUUUGAUGAGAGUAGGGAGCAGCUCGCGCAACAUAUCGCGCAACGUCGUGCAAAAGGAUCGAACGCCGUCAGCCAGCCAGCAGCUCGCUCGGUGUGAGUCAUCGUCGUUAGCCGUAAAUCCCCGCCAACGACUGAGCGAUUCGCGGUCCUCCCGUGGCGACCGAGGAUGGAUUCGCGGCUGCAGGACACGCCUAAUGACGUGCUCCUCAAGAGGGAUCACGACUCCGUCGACGACUUCGAGCAUCUCAGCCACGACUCACCGGACGAUCGUCCGGAGCAGCAACAACCGCCGCCACGACUGAUCGACCCGCCACGUGUCGACGACCUGCUGCAUAUCGGCGACUCCUUCCAGGCAUCGGACAACGUGCUACCGAGUGCGCUCCUCGUCGACGGCGACGUCGACGCGAAACCCGUGCCUGCGACACCGCCGCCUUCCGCAGACUUUGAGAAGUGCGAGGCUAUGGCGCAGUCGUCGGACCCGUUCCAGCGACCAUUAGACCCGGUCGAUCCUAAACUGGCUACGAUGGCGUUCGUCGAGAGCGAACGGGCCUAUCAGCCUCACGACGAGCGCUCCGGCAACGAGGAGAUACUGCCGGAGUCGCCGCCGGCACCGCUCUUACCGACUUCGUCCACGGCUGACGACCUCCUGUCGUCGGACACGAAAGCCGCCGAUGUGGAUAACAAGGCCGACACCGGAGCCGGCUCUGAGGAACGCAGCACCGAUGCGGCGAUCGCCCUCACCGAGCAAGGCAAGCGGCACGAGACCGCUCCGUCGAGCGACGUGAAGGAUCUCGACGAGGAGAUCGCCGUCAAGUCGUCAGUCUUACCGGAAAGGUCGUCGAUGCUCGAUUUCCUUGGCAAUGACACGCCGCCCAAGCCUGUUGACAAGGUCAAGAAUAUCAUGGACGACGACUCGUGGAACCUGGUGGAGAAGGCAGACUUGAAGCAGCCGAAGGAGCUCGAGCCGCCGUCGAAGCCGUUGCCACUUUUGCCGAAAGAGACGGAGGAAGCUGGCAAGCAUCACGACAAAUACGAGAUGUCCCAUGACUUCCUGCUCGAGGAGACUGUCAAGCCGUCCGCGCCGCCACAACCGCGCUCCGUUAACUCGGAAUCCGAGAGCGCGAAGCGACAAGAAACGCCUCCAAAGCCCAAGGAACCCGAUCAUCGUCCCUCUCGUCCGGUUGACAACAAGAAGAAGGAGGAAAUCGAAAUCGCGCCCAAGGAAAUUUUCAGAGACAUAGGACUCGACGCAUGGUUUAACCCUGAAAGACUGAAUCCACGAGUGGCAGCUCUGAUAUAUUGGCGUGAUCCCAAAACAUCGGGAAUAGUAUUCGGCGUGAUACUAAGUGUGCUCCUGUCGUUGGCCUAUUUCAGCCUGAUCAGCGUGUUCGCUUAUCUGUCGCUCUUAGUCCUCGGCGGAACCAUUCUUUUCCGUAUGUACAGAACCGUUCUUCAAGCUGUCCAGAAGACUUCAGACGGUCAUCCGUUCAAAGACAUUCUCGACCUGGACCUGGCGUUACCGGCUGUGAAAGUACACGAAUUCGCAGAUGUUGCGGUCGCACACGCUAACGCCGCUAUUAGUGAAUUACGCAGGCUGUUUCUCGUCGAAGAUUUUGUCGAUUCUCUCAAAUUCGGCGUCCUCUUGUGGUGUCUCACUUACGUCGGCUCUUGGCUUAAUGGCAUGACUCUCAUCAUAAUCGGCGUGGUCUCUCUCUUCACGCUGCCUAAAAUCUACGAAACGAACCAGGAACAGAUCGAUCAGAAUCUAGCCUUGGUACAGGCGAAAAUUAACGAGAUUACCGCCAAAGUGAAGGCGGCGAUUCCCCUCGGCAAGAAACGUAUCUGGGAUCAAUUUUUAUUUUUGUGGAAUGUAAGUAGUUUCAACGUUGACUUCAAUUAUCUCAGCUCAGCCACCAUGUCGAUGACAGAUUCUGAUCACGAGAAGAGGAAGCAGAUCUCAGUGCGCGGCAUCGUCGACGUCGAAAAUGUAGCGAACUUCAAGAAGACCUUCAACAGGCACCUUCACUACACCCUGGCGAAGGAUCGCAAUGUCGCCACGACCCGUGAUUAUUUCUUCGCCUUGGCCCACAGUGUCAGGGAUAACCUGGUGUCACGGUGGAUUCGCACACAGCAGCAUUACUACGAUACGGAUCCCAAGAGAGUGUAUUACCUGUCUCUGGAAUAUUACAUGGGAAGGUCGCUGCAAAAUACGAUGAUCAAUCUGGGAAUACAAGGAGCAUGCGACGAAGCGAUGUAUCAGAUGGGGUUGGACAUCGAGGAAUUGGAGGAGAUGGAGGAAGACGCUGGUCUUGGUAAUGGAGGUCUCGGUCGUUUAGCCGCUUGCUUCCUGGACAGUAUGGCCACGUUGGGAUUGGCCGCUUAUGGCUAUGGGAUACGUUACGAGUACGGUAUAUUCGCGCAGAAAAUCAAGCACGGCGAACAGGUGGAGGAACCGGAUGACUGGUUAAGGUACGGCAAUCCCUGGGAGAAAGCCCGACCGGAAUAUAUGUUGCCCGUCAAUUUUUACGGCAAUGUGAUUGACGCUCCCGAGGGAAAGAAGUGGGUGAACACGCAGGUUGUAUUUGCCAUGCCCUACGACAAUCCAAUUCCUGGCUACAAGAACAACGUUGUUAACACUCUGAGACUUUGGUCCGCGAAGUCACCAGUAGAAUUUAAUUUGAAAUUCUUUAACGAUGGUGACUACAUACAGGCUGUGAUCGAUCGUAAUUUAGCGGAGAACAUCUCCCGAGUUCUCUACCCUAACGAUAACUUCUUCGAAGGCAAGGAGCUCCGAUUGAAGCAGGAAUACUUUAUGGUUGCUGCCACGCUACAGGACAUCAUUCGACGAUACAAGUCCAGCAAGUUUGGCUCGAGGGAGCACCAUAGAACCGACUUCUCCGCCUUCCCCGAUAAAGUGGCGAUUCAGCUGAAUGACACACAUCCUUCCUUGGCUAUUCCCGAGCUGUUGAGGAUCCUCGUGGAUGUGGAGAAACUUUCCUGGGACGAGGCUUGGGACAUCACAACACGUACAUGCGCUUACACAAAUCACACCGUCCUGCCUGAAGCGUUGGAGCGAUGGCCCACCAGUAUGCUGGAGUCUAUUUUGCCGAGGCAUUUGCAGAUCAUUUAUCAGAUAAACCAUUUGCACCUCGAAAGGGUUGCCGCCAAGUAUCCUGGCGAUAUGGAUCGCCUUCGUCGGAUGUCUCUAAUCGAGGAAGACGGCGAGAAGAGAGUCAACAUGGCGCAUCUAUCGAUUGUCGGCAGCCACGCCAUAAACGGAGUUGCCCGUAUACAUUCGGAAAUCCUCAAAGACAGCGUCUUCCGAGACUUUUACGAACUGGCGCCAGAAGAGUUUCAGAACAAAACGAACGGCAUCACACCGAGGAGAUGGCUGCUGCUCUGCAAUCCAAGUCUCUCUGAUAUCAUCGAAGAAAAAAUUGGCAGCGAAUGGACGGUCCAUCUGGAGCAGUUGGCACAGCUGAAGAAAUGGGCGAAGGAUUCCGUCUUUCAGCGUAACAUCGUUAAAGUUAAGCAGGAAAACAAAUUGCGAUUGGCUCAAAUUUUGGAGAAAGAGUACGGCGUUCAAGUUAAUCCAGCAUCUAUCUUCGACAUUCAGGUGAAACGAAUACACGAGUACAAGCGGCAACUGUUGAACUGCCUGCACGUCAUCACCCUGUACAAUCGAAUAAAAAGGGACCCGUCCUCGCCAUUUGUCCCCAGAACCGUGAUGAUAGGCGGCAAGGCCGCGCCGGGUUAUCAUUUGGCAAAAAAGAUCAUCAAGCUUAUCUGCAGCGUCGCCAAGAUCGUCAACAACGACCCGAUCGUCGGCGACAAGCUCAAGCUGAUCUUCCUUGAGAAUUACCGGGUGACCUUGGCCGAAAAAAUCAUCCCCGCUGCGGACUUGAGCGAGCAGAUCUCGACUGCUGGCACCGAAGCAUCUGGCACCGGCAAUAUGAAGUUUAUGUUGAACGGUGCGUUGACCAUCGGCACCUUGGACGGCGCUAAUGUAGAAAUGGCAGAGGAAAUGGGCAAUGAAAACAUCUUCAUAUUCGGCAUGACAGUGGAGGAAGUGGAAGCGCUGAAGAAGAAAGGUUACAAUGCUUACGAUUAUUACAACAAAUUGCCUGAAGCGAAACAAUGUAUCGAUCAAAUCCAAGGAGGCUUCUUCAGUCCGAAUAAUCCCGAUGAAUUCCGAGAUAUCGCCGAUGUGCUUCUCAAGUGGGACAGGUUUCUACUCUUGGCUGAUUACGAGAGCUAUAUAAAAAUGCAGGAACGCGUCAGUCAGAUCUAUCAGGACGAAUGCAAAUGGGUGGAGAUGGUGAUUCACAACAUAGCAUCAUCAGGGAAAUUCUCGUCGGAUCGCACGAUUGCGGAAUAUUCGCGCGAGAUCUGGGACGUCGAGCCGAGCUGGAAGAAACUUCCGGAUCCGCACGAGCCUCGUGAUAUUUAAACACAUCGACGUGACUACUACUUUUUCAUAAUGCGUUCCGAGAUAACGCUCGUUCCCUCCCAUGACUAACUCUGUCCAGUUGUCACCGACGAUAAACGAACUCAAGGUCAAUAAUAACUGAUACUGUUCAGAAUCGAUCGUACAAAAGCAAUAGAGAUUAUAUUGCGUGCGAGGACACGUAAUAUCUACUAUACCUAUAUAUUUUACGGAUACAUGUUUUUCAGGAAUGCGAAAUCUCGAACGAUGAACACUCGCGCUUAUUUAAAUGUGUCGCAUGUCUUCCGAGAUAUUUAAUAGCUGUUCAUAUUUUUUCUAUGUUCAAAGGAACGUUAUACCGACGCACAACGAUUUCUCCUGCGAUGUAUUUUACGUGUUAUCACGCGGGCAUCUACUUCGAACAGCUAUUGACUCUUAAUUACCUUCGGUCAUUGAAAUAAAGAACAUACUGGAAUGAGCACCACCUUUGUUUCUGGCAGAUGACCUCGUGCCGAGAGAGAAAGUAUCUUAAGUAAUAUUUCCGUCUUUGUCUUAUCUUAGCCUAUGUACACUACAUAACAUAUUAGUAAGACAAAGAGUGAGAUACUAUUUAGACGUGGCCUUUGUCGCACAGCCUCUCUAAUGGACCACGGCCGCCACCACGUCAGUGCUCAUUCCAGUAUAUUCUUUAGUUCAAUGCUUUUGGUACUGUAUAUACUUCCGAGGUUGAUAUCGACAGUAUGAAAUUUGCUCGUUUUAGAACGAUAAAUAUAAUAUAAAAUUUACUCGAUAUUGCUUGGAAACAAUCUGCAUUUUUCUUUAUUUUAAAAUUGUUCAGUUUAAGUACGUCUUGAUCUCUCUCUCUCUCUCUCUCUACACUCCCUUUCUUUCUCUCUCUGAAAUUUAAAUCUAAUAGUUUCAUCAUUCUAAUAAUCCAUUUCGUAAGUAACGAAAUGAAUCUUGAUCUGAGAUUUAAAUUUCAUGGCUUUAACAUGCUGAUAAUUAAUUUCGUAAUUAACGAAAUGAAGACCGUGAUUGUGGAUCAUAUGAGAAAGUGUAUAUCGUAAUAUGCUUAUGUAAUGUGUGUUCUUGGAAACAGUAGUACGUUCUGUAUGUCGUAUUCUGAACGCGCUUACAACAAUGUUAGCGCGCUAAUGAGACAAGAGAUGUGAGGAUUCUCGGUGUCGUUUAUUUUUUUAAAUGUGGUUAACAGUGCUCUCUUAGGAAAAAUCAAUACUCGUGCGUAUUUAUAGUAAAAUUCCUAUUGAGAACUACUGAUAAGUAGACCUGUUAACGCGCCAAUAUCGUUGUAAACGCGUUCAGAAUACGAGCUAAUAUUUCCAUCGAAAGGAUGAUAAGAUUCGACCGUAAAAAUACACGGGCCGACAUCUUUGAGCAAAUUCAAGUAUUAACUCGCAACGGUUGUGCUUUAAUGUUGAUUUUACAUCAAGUAAAAUCGAUCGAAAACUUUUAAUAAGAUAAAUAAUUUAUAUUAACUAAUUGAGCAAAUUUCAUGUCGUGUAAUGUAUCAUUCGCUGCGUCCGUGCGUCACUUGUGAAAUUUCAAAACACACAAAAUACAAAAAUACUUCUUCAGAUGUGAGAAAUUCUUAUUCGUACGACAAAUAUGAGACGUCGGUCGUAAGCGAGGAGAUAUAAGAUGAAUGUCUUUAUCUUAUUCUUAAGAUCAACUGUGCUCAUUUUUAUUAUAAAAAUUAUUUGUGCUAAUUGUAAAUCAUGUGGUUCCGUAGAAUACUUGUAUGCUACAAAUGGUUGUACAAAGUUUAGAUGAUAUACUAUAUAUCCCGAAAAAAUAUUUUAUCCUGCUGGAUAUAAAAACUAUAUUGUGAGUGUUCUCGAAAAUAAAGUUUAAAAGACGAGAUA